CACAUUGGUAGUCGCCGACCAGAGAGUAUACAGGACCAGUUUCAUCAUCCCUGAUAUUUCAUUUCGUUCCGGCGAAAAUGGCAACAAUUCGAGAACGAGCAGCAGCUUUGAACCUUGCUGGGAAGCUUUACAGUCCUAUGUGCCCCCCACCAGGCCUAAAACCUGCCCGCAAUGUGCACGCGCAAUUUCCUUGGAGAAAUAUUAUCACACGCCUGCAAGAGCAAGUCCAAGUGGAGCGACAGUGGCGCCACCUGAGAUCCCACAAGAACACCUUUGUAGGGUCUGAUGCAGUGGACCUCAUUCAAAGUAAUAUCCAGAACGAUUAUUUUGGUGCCGUUGACUUUCCUCGACCUAAGGCAGUGCGUGUUUGCCAAGCCCUUGUGGACUGUGGAGUGAUCGAACCAGUGGGGAAUAGUCUGUUGAGUGUGGACCAAAACUCCUUUCAGGACACCGUUGACAGCAGGUACAGAUUUGUGAGCGCAGAGGAUGCCGAACUGGACAAACUGGAGGAAGUCGUCAUGUCCCCCCUGAUGCACAAGAGUUUUUCUUUGAGCGAGAUUGGAGUCAAGGAUAUGACCUGCCAUAGCACCCCUGUGAAGGCAGUGGCAUCGCACAGAGCUCAUUUGGAGAAGGACUCCUUUUGCCACAGCAGCAUGCAUCAGGCAGAGACCGCUCUGCCACAGUCACUGAUCAAUGAGGUGUGGCUGGAGCAGACUCUGCUGCGGCUGAUGCAGGUCAUCGAGCUUCCCUUCCUGGAGAGCCUGCUGGAGGCCAAAGACGGCUUCCUCCAGCCAUCUCGUCAUGACGAGGUGGAGGAGAACGCAGACGACACGUUUGCACCGCACGACAGCAGCCGUCUGGACUGGGAGAUUCUAAAGGCUGUUGGAGACGAGCUGGCUGAUGGAUGGUGGUUGGCCGCGGUAGAUUGCGUAAGAUUCUUGCCGGACCAGACGGUGGUGGAGUUGAGUCGUGAGCUGCCCGUCUCCAAAGGCGAUGGCCUGGACGUGAAGCAGAGCAAGCGCCGGCUGUUUGAAGCUCUGGCUAAACACUACAGCCACAGCGACUGCUCCCCCCUGCUGGGGGACUCCAUGGGAGACGUCUACACCGUUAUUGCAGAACAUAUUGAUGAUGGGAAUCUUCUCCUGGCCCUUGAGGCCAUUCAGCUUUGCCUCAGGCUGCUGCCGGAGGAAAAACGUGAUCAGCUCCAGAAGCUCCUCGUCUUCAUGGCAUUGGCUGCCAACCCAACAGCCAUCAAACUACAUAAGGAGCGAGAAAACAGACUUGCUGUGAAAAGGACGUUUUCCAAGGCGAUCAUUAACUAUGGAAGUCUGUCAAAGUACAAGUCCGAUCUCCUGGUUUUCUUCCUGAUGGACAAUAAUUUUUCCGUUUUCCAGGUCCCAAGAUCCCUCCAGCAACUAGUGAAUGAGAAGCUCUCCAGUAUUCAGCAAGGGACUGUAACCGACUCCUCUUCCGGUCCUAACUACUGCAUUCGAACCCAUCAACCAGCUCAAGAAUCAACAAAGUCAGAGUUGCUGAAGUUACUCAAGACCAUUGACGAAGACCCAAAGUAUACAGGGAAGGAUAAGAAGCGCCUGUUUGCCCAGUUUUACCAAGGGCACCCAGAAGUAUUUGCCCAAUAUUUUGGGCAAAGGCUGGCCAACGUUAUCUGCAUUCUCUAAUGUCUGUGACCUAUUUAUGAUUUUAAUUAUGAAAAUAUGACUGAAUUAUGAUUUUAUUUAUUUUUUAUGAAUAAAUGGAUGGUUCUAAUGAAA
Molecule: messenger RNA, 1772 nt
Organism: Engraulis encrasicolus (European anchovy)
Lineage: Eukaryota; Metazoa; Chordata; Actinopteri; Clupeiformes; Engraulidae
Product: DEP domain-containing protein 7-like
Exons: 9
Coding region: 78-1679 (533 amino acids)
Biological process (GO): intracellular signal transduction
Source: RefSeq, a predicted model, not a curated record